Messenger RNA from Symbiodinium pilosum, 601 nucleotides. Lineage: Eukaryota; Dinophyceae; Suessiales; Symbiodiniaceae. The record is from the annotation of a GenBank genome assembly.
GAGGAGGGCGUCAGCGGCUUCUUCAAAGGCCUGGCUACGGGCGUUUGCGGCGCGAUUGCCGUGACACUUGGGGGGGCGGUGGCUGGCGCAACGCAGAUCGCGCGGGGUGUCUACAACACUCCGGAGGCCUUGCAGAUGGGUCUUCAGGCGAACAAGCGCUGGGACGCCGAGCAGGGAAUCUGGGUCGAUGACUGCUGCAACCUACGCAAGGAGACGGCGGAAGCUGCCGCCAUCGGCGAUGAGUCUUCGGAUGAGGAGGUUCCUGAUGAUGGCCGGCCGCAACGGAAGGUUGCAGAUACCAGCUUCUACGACAUUCUUGAGGUCAAGCCCAAUGCUACGGCUGCGGAGAUCAAGAAGAAUUACUACAAGGUGGCCCUAAAGCUGCACCCCGACAAGAACCAGAACGAUCCUGAGGCCAGCGUGAAGUUCCAGAAGCUCGCCCAGGCGUACCAGGUCCUAAGCGACCCAAAGCUCCGGGAGAAGUACGACCAAAAUGGAGCCGACGCCAUCCGAGACCAGGCGCUUCCCAACAUCGACCCGGGCCUCUUCUUCAGCAUGCUCUUUGGGGCGGAGCAGUUUGAGAAGUACAUCGGGAAGCUAG